AUGAAGAAGUGCUGUAGGUGCAAAGCGACCGCUCUGGCUAUUGCCACUCCUAUGCGAAUUGAUGAGAGAACCGUCGAGAUGUAUCGGCGACAUUACGAGGAAUCGAGGUCCAGCCACCAACCAGAACACAACGACGACAUGGUAGAAACAGGACUAAGGGGAGCUCUGAGCGGAGUCAAUGAGUUGGUUAGUUUCUUGGAGUCGGCAUCAUCAGCUGAUAGAUCUGCGUUUUCGAAGAGAGCGAAUGUGAUUCUCGAGUGCAGGACAUGCGCAACUUUGUUCCGUAAAGCUGAUGGUUUCAUGAGACACGUAAUGCGUUGUGACAGCAGUCGUGCUGCUGACAUUGAUUCCGAAGCAGACCGACGUUCUCAACUCACCACCUCCGCCACAGUCGCUAAUGCACCUAAAGUAACGCGUGUGGUGCCUCUGAAAAAACCUUUGACCAAUGGAAUUGUGCCUGCACCAAUUAAUGUUGAAUCAACGGAUAGCCAGGAGCAGAAGAAAAUUACUGUUGUCAGGAGAGUUGGUAGACCACCUAAUUCUGAAAAGGCAAAUUUAACCAAGCUUCCUGUGAAGAACGAACUAACUGAACCUAUUUCAACACCACCAGUUGUGGCUGCUGCAGGGGACGGCGAGUCCAAGUUUUCUCCUGCUCUGCAGCGAGCUCAGAAAAGGCCUUAUAUCAAAUCAUCGAAAACAACAACUCCACAAAAAGUACUCAAAGUUGAGAAUAUUGUGGAGAACUCAAAGAGUGCAUUCAUUGAAUCGUCCAAGUCAGUGACAUCUGAUGAUGUCGAUCUCAGCGGGGAAGUUCGCCCUUCACGAGUGCGUAAAACGCCAAAAUGGUUGGAGGACAACACCUUCUCUUAUUGA
Molecule: messenger RNA, 873 nt
Organism: Necator americanus (New World hookworm)
Lineage: Eukaryota; Metazoa; Nematoda; Chromadorea; Rhabditida; Ancylostomatidae
Exons: 9
Coding region: 1-873 (290 amino acids)
Source: RefSeq, a predicted model, not a curated record